GAGCCGCGCCCGGUGGAGGCGGACGGGGCUGCGGCGGGAAGGGCACCGGGGCGGCCCUGCCGAAGGGCUGGGUUGCGCCCGCGAAGGGGACCGUCUUGUGGCCCGGCCGCUUCCUGGUGGCCGGGCUCCGCGUCCCUGCCGGCGAAAGUCAAGGCAAAAGGUAAUUAGGCGCCUCGUAAUUGGAGUACAGUGGGUACGGUGCCGUCCUGGAGUGGCAGAGAUUGCAGAUCUCCCGUUUCGGCGGGUGCCAAAACCUUCCCUCCCCCUGAGGAGAGAACUGGCCCUCUGAGGGCUCGCCUUCGCCCGCGGGGACCUGCUCGACGCCACCGGGCCCCGCUGCUUCGGGCAUAGGACUCUCCUCGCAGGAUGGCUUUACGACGUGUAAAGGCUGCAUAAGGUGGUAUCUCGCAGCUGGAAGUCCACAGAACCUUCCUCCUGUCAUAAAAAGGUAGAAAGAUGUGACCUGACAAGUUAGCUGAAGUUAUUUCUCCACACAAAGAUGGGACUGAAGAUGGAUCAGAGGCCUUUUAAUGCCUCGGAACGUAAGGCAAGCUCCUAUGCUGUUGUAGACUGUGAUCAAGCAAGGAAGGAAGUUAGUGUCCGCGUUGGAGGAGUGACAGAUAAGACAUCAAGAAAGACUUACACAUUUGAUAUGGUUUUUGGAGCUCAGGCAAAGCAGAUUGAUGUAUACCGGAGUGUUGUGUGUCCCAUUUUGGAUGAAGUUAUUAUGGGCUACAACUGUACGGUAUUUGCUUAUGGCCAAACUGGUACUGGUAAGACCUUCACAAUGGAAGGGGAGCGGUCACCCAAUGAGGAAUAUACUUGGGAAGAGGACCCACUAGCAGGUAUAAUACCCCGUACAUUGCAUCAAAUAUUUGAAAAACUCACAGAGAAUGGUACCGAAUUUUCAGUGAAAGUCUCUCUUUUGGAAAUCUAUAAUGAGGAGCUUUUUGAUCUUCUGAAUCCAGCUCCUGAUGUUGGAGAAAGACUGCAGAUGUUUGAUGACCCUCGAAACAAGAGGGGUGUAAUUAUUAAAGGCUUGGAAGAAAUAACUGUACACAACAAAAACGAAGUCUACCAAAUCCUGGAAAGGGGUGCAGCAAAAAGAACCACUGCAGCUACUUACAUGAAUGCAUAUUCCAGCCGUUCCCACUCUGUGUUUUCAAUUACUAUCCAUAUGAAAGAAACGACAAUAGAUGGAGAAGAACUUGUUAAAAUUGGGAAGCUAAACUUGGUUGAUCUUGCAGGAAGUGAAAACAUUGGUCGAUCUGGGGCAGUUGACAAAAGAGCUCGUGAAGCUGGAAAUAUCAAUCAGUCUCUCCUGACACUAGGAAGAGUUAUUACUGCUCUAGUAGAAAGAGCCCCACAUAUUCCAUACAGAGAAUCUAAACUCACAAGAAUCCUUCAAGACUCUCUCGGAGGAAGAACAAAAACAUCAAUAAUUGCCACAGUUUCUCCUGCAUCUAUAAAUCUUGAGGAAACAUUGAGUACACUGGAGUAUGCCCAUAGAGCAAAGAACAUAAUGAACAAGCCUGAAGUUAAUCAGAAGCUAACAAAAAAAGCUCUUAUUAAGGAAUAUACUGAAGAGAUUGAGCGUCUGAAGCGAGAUCUUGCUGCUGCCCGAGAAAAAAAUGGAGUCUAUAUUUCCCUUGAAAAUUAUGAAGCCCUUAAUGGGAAGCUGACAGUUCAGGAAGAACAAAUAGCAGAGUAUAUUGACAAAAUCAGCGUCAUGGAGGAAGAAGUGAAAAGAAUCACUGAACUAUUCACAAUUAGUAAAAAUGAACUUGAACAGUGCAAAACAGAUCUGCAAAUCAAAGAGAAAGAACUGGAAGAAACGCAAAAAGACCUGCAAGAAACCAAGGUUCAUCUGGCUGAAGAAGAAUAUGUGGUUUCAGUUUUGGAAAACACUGAACAAAAACUUCAUGGCACAGCUAGCAAGUUACUUAGAACAGUUGAAGAAACUACAAAAGAUGUAUCUGGUCUGCAUGCGAAACUGGACCGUAAGAAGGCUGUUGAUCAACACAAUGCUAUCGUCCAAAAUACAUUUGCUGGACAAAUGAAUGUUUUGUUCAACAAAAUACAAGAUUCAGUUAGUGAAAACAGUCUGAAGCAGCAACAGAUGCUGAUAUCUUACACAAAUUUUAUAGGUGAUCUUCUGUCUACCAGUUCUUCAGCGGCUAAUAUUCUUGCAUCAGUUGUAUCAGCAUCUUUUGCCUCUGUUAAAGAAUUGGUGUCUACUGAAGUUUCUCACAUGUCCGAAAAAAUAACACAACAUGAGAAUCUGUCACUUGAUUGUAAAGCUGAGCUGCUGAGAUUAAUUGAGGAACAUACAUCUGGAUUAGGAAGAGCAUUAAAUAGCUUGACACCAAUGGUAGAAUUUGUUUUGGGGCUAAACUGUCAGUUUCAGAGUAACAUGAAGAAAUAUUCUGCUGUGGCUGACAAGAUGGAGGAUCAUAAAAAGGAAAUGGAUACCUUCUUUGGAGAUCUUUCUCUCACUCUGAAAAAAUUAUGGGAAGAAACAGCCAGUGUCUUUGCUCAGCUUCAGAAUGACUGUGAGAAUUUAAAAGAAGAAGUGGAAAUGACGAGGUUGGCACAUACAAAGAGUGCAGCUGAAUUAAUGUCCUCGCUGCAAAGCCAGCUUGACCUUUUUGCUCAGGAGACUCAGAAGAACUUAACUAAUGUACUUGCAAAGAAUGGAAGCUUGAAGACCACCAUCGCUGCUGUGCAAGAAAAUGUUCACUUGAAAACUACAGACCUAGUCAGCAGUACGACUUCCAAUCACAGCAAAUUUAUUGCAUCUCUGGAUAAUUUCUCUCAAGAGCUCAGGAUCAUAAAUGCUGAAAACAAGAUGGUGCUGGAAGAAUCCACUGACCACUGUCAACAACUUCUCAGUAAUCUCAAAAAUGUGUCUCAGGAUACUGAUAAAUGGGGUGAAUUUACAACUGCUCAGAUAGUUGACUUUACAAAUCAGCAGCUAUUGUCCCUCAAUGAUGAGAAACAGCAACUUCAGUGUUUACAAAAGAAAAAUGAAGACAACUGUGAUAAAGCCUUAGCUGAAAUUGCUGACCGAAUCAGCAGAGAAAAGGCUGUUGAAGAGAAGGUACUAAAUGGCCUUCUUGAUCAGAUAAAAGUUGAUCAGGAGAUACUUCUGGAGCAGAAGCUAACACUUAAUGAGGAAGCACAGCAUGGACUGACUCAGGUUAAUGGUUUCCUGCAAGAGGAUCUUAAAGUGGAUAUUCCAACAGGGACAACUCCACAGAGAAGAGACUACUCCUAUCCAGUCACACUUGUGAGAACAGAACCCCGGGAACUUCUACUAGAACAAUUAAGGCAAAAUCAGUCAAAGCUUGAUGCUCUGCUAAACGGUGUGACAAAGGAGGUGGAGGAUAAUGCAGAUCAGGACCUGUUGGAAGAGGAGGAAGGGUUGCAAGAAUCCGGUGAAAGCCUUGCUAGUGACAAAUCCUUAGUGGAUAUAAACAUAUGCUGCCACGCAAAUGCUGGUGUUCCCUUUUUCCAGCACAAAAGGAGUCACAAAAAGGAUAAAGAGAACAAAUCUGCAGCUACAGUGGAGAAGAACAAAAUAGAAGAUGUGACAGAACAGUUUCUUCCUAAAUCUAAGCCUCCUUUAAGAUCACUGAACUAAGAUACAUCCCCUCAAGAUCCCUGUUUUGAAAUACUUGCAUCUAGUUGUCUACUGAGCCAUAACUUUCAUUGGUUAUUCUCGGUCUCUGUAUAUACUGAUAUAUUGAUGCAAUGUUGGAUCAAAAAAUUGGCCUGCCACAUGUCCUGCCUUUCUCCCAUUUUUAUAUGCUGUAGCUUGCAAAGUAUUAAGAGACUUUUUUUUAAAAAAACAACUUGCAGAUUAUGGUGCUGUAAGUUAAAUAGAUUUUUAUGUCGUCAAGUAAGAGAUCCUUUUCUGUUUCUCAGUAGAUUUAAAACAGAGCAGAAAGGGAUGUGGAAAAAUGCUUUUUCAGCAUUACCAGCUACCAUUUUAUUUUUUAAUUAACUGUAAAUAAGUGUUCUGGUUUUGUACCUGCUUUUUAGUCUGAUUCCUGUUUCUAUGAAGUAGAUAGCUGUCUUUUGACUGGGACACUUUAAAUAAAUCAUUGACUUUAUGGAAAAAAACAUGUAUAAGCAUCUGCCUCAGAGUAAAACAAGCUUACAUGACUUUCAUCUUAUGUUACCAGGUUUAAUUUAGCUAAAACAUUAGCAGCUAUGUCAUAAGUCCUGUGCUGUGAGAAAAGGAUGGCUUCUUCCCUUAUUUCAUAAUAGACAAUAGCUUUAUUUCAGUGCCUCUUCAGAAUAUGAAAGCUAAUCUCAUUGCUGGGUUUUGGGUUUUUGGGUUUAGUUUUUUUGUUUUGUUUUAAUUUUUUUUGAACUCCACUGUUCUUAUCUUCCUCUUAACCUGCAGCUGUGAUGUGUUGGCUUGGAUAUGAUGUUGUCAACCACAGCUUAUGUAUUGUAAACUGGCAACAUUUCUUUUAGGAUGUAGAUACUUAACAUUAAAACGAUGCAAACCUGGUUACAAAUGCAGCUCCUAUGUUGUAUAGUAACAGUGAAUUUCCAGUAACUGCCAGUAGUAUUUGACCAGCUGUUCUUUUCAUGCUGCUUACCUGAGAAUUUGAAGAAAACUUCAAGCUAUGAUGUUCUAAAAAGUAGAUAAAUAGGAUUAUGAUGGGAAUGGGGAGAGACACUGCAAGGCAUCCUUAAUUUACAUUGAAGCAUUAUUCUUAGCUAAUUGUCAAAAACAUGAUUUAAGAGAUUGUUCAGUUUUCUAUAUCUAGCUUGCAGGCUUAAGUUGAUCUUUCUUCAAGGGUAUGGUCCAUAGAUAUAUUUUUCUUGAGCGAGUAUGCCAAACAGUUUGCUUUAGACAUUCAGACAGCACAUUGUAGUCCUGCUAGUAGAGACAGAAAGACAUAACUUUAAGUAUGCCCUUGCACCGAUUCUCUAAACUCUACCAUAGGAUGGACCAUUAAUCAGUUGUAUUUGUCCUACUAUUUAUCCUCUCUUUUGCUGCUGUGGGGAAAGCUAAUUGCUUUUUCUUAACAGCCUGAUACGAGGAGGGAAAGUACUAAUUCCCUUCCAAAUGAAUGAGACACAAAUAUGGAAAUUUUUUUAUUUUUUUUAGGGGCAUGUUAUGAUAUCUUGAUACCUAGCUUAUAUACCAAGUCUUUCUAUUCUUGUAAGGGCCUUGAAACACUGGAAGCUGCAGGACUGUCUCCUUCAGAGAGUAUUUUGUAUGUAGUCAAAUUCUGGCACCAGAAACUUAAUGGACUUAAGAAGUCUCCAGGGUCUAGGAUCCAUUUUCUUGCACCACAUCCCUGUUAACACUGACUAGAUAUUAGCAUGAUCUUCCAAGACUGUUCAAUAAAUCAUGUACUAACUAAACUUCAACCAGAAGAGUUGAUCCCACAAUUGUAUUGGAACGGCCUAAGCCCCAUACGAGAGGCUUGUGCAACUCUUUCACUCUACUACUUCAUUUUUUCCCUGUGGAGUUCACAGGAUCAGUAUGAACGAACAAACUGGAACAGCCAGUACCCAAGGAGGGCUGCAUCCAUAAAAUCAUGCCAGAAUCUAUGCUUCCUGGCUUUAUUCUCUUUGAAAUUGUCUCCUCUACCUUAGCUAUUUCAUUUCCCCUGGUACAGGCACAGGCUGCUUUCCUGGUAACUGGGAGACUUAACAGCUGUAUUAAUUUCAUGGACUAGUAUUCUUUCUCUUUUGAUAAAGUACGCCUCAGAGUAGUAUUUUCUUUUGUUUGCCAUACCGGCAUGCCAGAUCAUUGUUUCAUUGGCCCUGGUGUCUGGAGAUCACACCAGAAAGCUGAAGAGGAUGAAAAAUCUGGAUAGCAGAACUUGCUGUUGGCUUCUUUGUCCAUGUCCCUUCUCCCACUAGAUGGCUCUAACACUAAAGCGUUAGUCCAAAGCUCAAGUACUGGCCACUAACCAGGACUUAGAAAUAAGCAUUUUGCCAAGCUUUUUGUCAAACAUCUGUUAAAAGAACAGGUUUCAAAAAAUAAUAUCGAGUUUACGUUUCUACGAGGAUAAUUCUAUAUUCAAGCAUGGACAAGAGGUUGUUUUAUGAAGAGCUGCAUUUGAGAAAAAGAUGGUCCAACCUACGUCUUGAGCUUUGCUGCAGGAGCGAUAGACACCCUCAGGAACUAAAUUCUUGGCCUGACCUGCCCUUUGGAUUCACCACUGUGUGGGCAUUGCCCAAAGUGGAAAGCAACGCCUGUUUGUUUGGGUAUAUAUUGUACAAUGUAUGACAGAAAGAGAAAAGGAGGGUAAGAAAAAUAAAGCAAGAGUCAUUUCUUAUACGUAGGCACUGGAUUUGCAGGUCUAACCCAGAGGGAAGAAACUGCAUAGUCCAGGUUAGUUACAUGGUGGUUUGAAGUUGUCUCAUUAUAAGGCAUUUUUUAUAUGAAGCGCAGGAAGCCAUUUCCACAGAAUAAACAGCAAGGUCGUAUCCUGACUGAAUUAGCUCAGCUAAGCAUGAGGCAGAGUUGUGGUGACUGGGGCUGUAGUAUAUGGCCUAUAGUGUUCUAACUAACCUGAUGAGUUUUUUCAGAUUCUGGAUUAGCGGACACAUAGGACAGCUCUUGAGUUAACAAAAAACCCAAGUAGGAUUAAUGCAACGUGGGGAAAUGAAAUGAGGAAAAAAACGAGUUUAAAUGCAUGUAAAGGGCGAAUGCAGAGAAAGCAAUAAGAGGACUACGGGAAGCACAGAUAAUCAGAGCCACUGCCUUGCUUUUCAAGUGAAAAAUGAGCAGUUAGGAGGAUAAUGGAGGAAAGGAAACUUCCUGCUUCCUUCUGGAAACUGGGGAGCUGCAGCACUUGCUGCAUCAGAGUUGUUGGGGGAUGCAGUGUUUAUUCGAAGACAGGAAAGCUGACCGGCUGCUAUCGAUGGCUGGUUUUAUUUUGGGUAUCAGAAGUGAUUGUGGGGGGCUAGAGAGGGGUGAGGAGAAGGUGUAUAGUUGCUAGACUCUGCCUUUCUGUUAGGUGUCAGUCACCAUUGCAAUCAUCUGGUAAAUGGGGAGAGAAAACAAGAGGAAGCCUGUAACUCUUUGGGGUGAUAAAAGAAAAAAAAACUAGAAUGAGCUGCAAAAAUAAAGUUUAACAUUCCUUUUCCAUCAAAAAGAGAUUGAAGAGAAAAGAGUUCUAAAGUUCUAGAGCAUUAAAAACAGGGGAAAAAAAAUUUAAAAUAUAUAGUUGGUAAAUAUAUACUUUUAAAACAAGUGUUUACAACCAUUUGACUACUAUUUUUUUCUUUCCCUGUUAGAAACUCCUUUUUAUGGUAGAGGGCAGUGCUCUAUAAAGUGCACGCCCACCCACACAGUUACUUUAUGAAGUUAAAUAGCGAUAAAUCGUGCUCGGCUUUGCAUUAGUAGUGCUUUAUGUGACAUGGUAUUAUAGGUGAGAUGUAGACCACCUAGCAAAGGAGGCCCUUCUUGUAGGUUGAACGCAAACUCAAUCCACACCGGCAUUGCUGUGCUCAAUCUUGAAAAUGGUAAAAGUAUGAACACAGUGCAGUGAAGCGAAUGUUUAAAUCCCUGUGUUCAGAAUACUUCUAAAAUCACCUCUGGUUACCCUGUAAAGGGUCCAGCUACCAAAAGGAGAGCACGUUGUAACUAUACAAGUGCUCUUCAGACAAAUAAAAAGGAGCGACUGCUUGGUCCAGGAGCCUCCUGUCAGGGAAGAAGUUAGAAACAAGCUGCCCUUUUCAUAUGAGGUCUCAAAAAUGUUCCGUAUUUCCAGUUUUCUAAAACUUUGAGAAGACUGCCAGUUUUCAGGUGGCACAAAGUUAGAUUUUGUAAAAUAAUGGAUAUUAACUGGAUUGUUUCCUCAUUCUCUAAAAUACUAAACCUAUAUAAAUAUUCCCGUGACUUCCUUAGUUAUACUUGAAAUGCUUUUGUGACUGUUGGUCUGUUCAUAACCUAAACAUUGUAAUUAAAAGAAUGAGACACAAUGACUAAAACUUUGAAAUUGAC
Molecule: messenger RNA, 7984 nt
Organism: Chroicocephalus ridibundus (black-headed gull)
Lineage: Eukaryota; Metazoa; Chordata; Aves; Charadriiformes; Laridae
Gene: KIF11
Product: kinesin family member 11
Exons: 23
Coding region: 500-3643 (1047 amino acids)
Biological process (GO): mitotic spindle assembly; microtubule-based movement; spindle elongation
Cellular component (GO): nucleus; mitotic spindle; spindle microtubule
Molecular function (GO): plus-end-directed microtubule motor activity; microtubule binding; ATP binding
Source: RefSeq, a predicted model, not a curated record